Molecule: messenger RNA, 2260 nt
Organism: Hypoxylon trugodes
Lineage: Eukaryota; Fungi; Ascomycota; Sordariomycetes; Xylariales; Hypoxylaceae
Exons: 7
Coding region: 93-2093 (666 amino acids)
Cellular component (GO): cytosol
Molecular function (GO): AMP binding; acetyl-CoA synthetase activity
Source: RefSeq, a predicted model, not a curated record
CCGCAGUGUCUCAACGAUCAAAACCAACACAACCACACGUUACUACCACCAAGAACAAAUCACCACCAUCAGUCAUACCCCCCAUCGUCACUAUGGCCGACCAAGCCAAGGCUCCAGUGGUCGCUGAAGCCCAUCUGGUUGAUACCUAUCACCCCCCGCAAAAGAUGCUUGACAAGCAUCCCAGUAAACCCCAUCUUAGUGGUCUCGAGGAGUACCAACAAUUAUACAAGGAAUCCAUUACCGAGCCUGAAAAGUUCUUUAGUAGAACGGCUAGAGAAUUAUUAACAUGGCAACGAGACUUCGAGACUGUUCGUACCGGAUCUUUGACCAAUGGUGACGUUGCUUGGUUUCCUGAAGGCCAACUGAAUGCUUCAUACAACCUGGUCGACAGACAUGCCUUCAAAGACCCUGACAGAGUCGCAAUCAUCUACGAGGCUGAUGAGCCCAAUGAGGGUCGAAAUUUGACUUAUAGCGAGCUCCUCCGAGAGGUUAGCAAGGUCGCAUACGUCCUCAAGAAGAUGGGCGUUCGAAAGGGAGACACUGUCGCCAUUUACCUACCUAUGAUUCCCGAAGCUAUCAUUGCUUUCCUCGCGGUUAUCCGUAUUGGUGCUAUCCACUCUGUCGUUUUCGCCGGUUUCUCAGCCGACUCGCUACGUGACCGUGUUAUCGACGCCCAAUCCAAGGUGGUCAUCACCACAGAUGAAGGAAAGCGAGGUGGCAAGCUCAUUGGUACCAAGAAGAUUGUUGACGACGCGCUCAAGCAAUGCCCGGGUGUCACAGGCGUACUUGUUUACAAGCGCACCGGUGCUGACAUUCCCUGGACUCCUGGCCGAGAUCUGUGGUGGCACGAAGAGGUCGAGAAGUGGCCUUCUUACAUCGCUCCUGAAGUAGUGAACUCCGAGGACCCUCUCUUCCUACUAUAUACAUCAGGUUCGACAGGCAAGCCGAAGGGCGUUAUGCACACAACUGCUGGAUAUCUACUAGGUGCCGCUUUGACCGGUAAAUACGUGUUCGAUAUUCACGACGGGGACCGAUACUUCUGUGGUGGAGAUGUUGGUUGGAUUACCGGCCACACAUACGUCGUCUAUGCGCCUUUACUCCUCGGUGUCUCCACGGUUGUCUUUGAGGGAACCCCUGCUUACCCGAACUUCUCACGAUACUGGGACAUCAUCGCAAAGCACGAAGUUACUCAGUUCUAUGUUGCACCAACAGCAUUGAGAUUAUUAAAACGUGCUGGUGAUGACUUUGUUAAGGCCCACAUGCCAAAGCUGAGAGUCCUGGGCUCUGUAGGUGAGCCUAUUGCUGCUGAAGUUUGGAAGUGGUACUUCGAAGUUGUAGGCAAAGAGGAGGCACAGAUUGUCGACACUUACUGGCAAACCGAGACUGGCUCAAAUGUAAUUACUCCUUUAGCGGGAGUAACACCGACGAAACCGGGAAGUGCAUCUCUGCCUUUCUUCGGCAUAGAGCCUGCUAUUAUUGACCCUGUAUCCGGCGAGGAAAUCCACGGGAACGAUGUUGAGGGUGUGCUAGCUUUCAAGCAGCCAUGGCCUAGCAUGGCCCGCACCGUCUGGGGUGCGCAUAAGAGAUAUAUGGAGACCUACCUAAAUGUCUAUAAGGGUUAUUAUUUCACCGGAGACGGAGCUGGCCGAGAUCACGAAGGCUUCUACUGGAUCCGAGGACGAGUAGACGACGUGGUAAAUGUUAGUGGUCACCGUUUAUCAACUGCGGAAAUCGAAGCCGCCCUAAUUGAGCACCAUUCCGUGGCCGAAGCCGCCGUAGUGGGCGUUGCCGAUGAACUUACUGGACAAGCGGUCAACGCGUUUGUGGCAAUCAAGAACGUUAGCGAGGCUUCGGAUGCCUUACGGAAGGAAUUCAUCCUGCAAGUACGGAAGAGUAUCGGACCAUUUGCCGCACCCAAAGCGGUAUUCAUUGUACCCGAUCUUCCCAAGACGCGAAGUGGCAAGAUUAUGCGCCGCAUCUUGAGAAAGAUCCUAGCCGGUGAGGAAGAUCAAUUGGGUGACAUAACAACGCUCUCCGACCCGUCUGUGGUUGACAAGAUCAUUACUACCGUCCACGAAGCAAGAAAGAAGUAAAUAGUAAGAAGUUGAUUCCGAUACGGAUUUCUGAUACCAUUCUGUUUUAGAUGUGGGGAGGUUUGGAACGUGACUGGCGACAGCAGGGCUUGAGUGGUCAUAAUUAGUCCUUCAACAAAGUGUGUUCAUAGUAGCACGAGAUUUCCACAUCCCGUUCCGGUCAACCC